Boeremia exigua is the source of this 2537-nucleotide messenger RNA. Its product is annotated as Brf1-like TBP-binding domain-containing protein. Gene Ontology annotation, biological process: DNA-templated transcription initiation; transcription by RNA polymerase III; transcription preinitiation complex assembly. Lineage: Eukaryota; Fungi; Ascomycota; Dothideomycetes; Pleosporales; Didymellaceae. The transcript has a single exon. The coding region runs from base 110 to 2308 and encodes 732 amino acids. The record is from RefSeq and is a predicted model, not a curated record. Gene Ontology annotation, molecular function: TBP-class protein binding; RNA polymerase III type 3 promoter sequence-specific DNA binding; RNA polymerase III general transcription initiation factor activity. Gene Ontology annotation, cellular component: transcription factor TFIIIB complex; nucleus; transcription preinitiation complex.
CGUCGUUCGCGGCGUCCUGCAUAAACUUUUGACUCUACUCUUCACCUCGUUGACUCGACACGACGCACUGCGAUUUUUGAUUUUGGCAAGAACGUCAAUACACAACACCAUGCCUGCCGCUGUUGCGCGGCCGAAGGCGCCACGCCUCGGCUCGAUCAACCCUUCGAAGGCAGCGGGCACCGGAUACAUCUACCAGUCUGCAGAAACAAAACGGAAGGCACAACCCGCGCCAGUACGAGCCUCGAAACCCGAACGCCCGAAAUGCUGCGACGAUCCGAAUGUCAGCGAUGCCGACGAGGGAGGAUCGAUCUGCUACAACUGCGGCCAGGUCAUUGAAGAGAGCCACAUCGUCGCCGAGAUUACCUUUGGUGAAACAGCCGGCGGAGCGGCCAUAGUCGAAGGUGGCUUCAUCGGAGAGAAUCAGCGACACGCCAACUCUAUGGGUGGAACGAUGCGGGGUCUUGGAGGUAUGGGGAGUAGAGAGCAAGCCGAGAUGAACGGAAGGAGCGAGAUCCAGAAGCUUGCACAUGCACUGAAGAUCCGGCAAGCAGUUGAGGAUCAGGCUAUCGGAUGGUACAAGCUCGCUUCCAACCAUAACUUCGUCCAAGGCCGGCGCAUCCGCAAUGUUGCAGCUGUUGCUCUGUACAUGGCAGCUCGGAGACAACCGGAGAACACGCUGAUGCUGAUGGAUCUGGCCGAGAAAGUGCAAGUCAACGUCUGGCAGCUGGGAGACACAUACAAGCAGUUUCUGAAGAAACUACGAGAAGAAGACCCUGCGCAACUUAUAGGUAACAAGGCAGUGCAAGAGAUCGAGCCACUCAUGCUGAAGUACUGCCGCAAGCUCGAAUUCGACGAAGCAUCGCACAAAGUCGCAGAUGACGCUUGCAAAUUACUCAAGCGCAUGAGUCGGGAUUGGAUGGUACAAGGUCGACAGCCUGCAGGACUGUGUGGCGCCUGCAUCAUUCUUGCUGCCCGCAUGAACAACUUCCGUCGCUCUGUACGAGAGGUUGUAUACGUGGUCAAAGUCGCCGACUCCACAGUAAAUCAGCGACUGUACGAAUAUAAGAGAACACCCAGCUCAGCUUUGACAGUAAGCCAGUUUCGCGAAGUCGGCCAUAGAAUGAAGGUCCAAACUCUGCCUCCAUCUAUCUGGAGGCGAGCGGAGCGAGAAGAGAACAAGGCAAAGAGGAAAGAGAGACAGGCCUCCCAGGCUGAGGGGAUCAGUGCGGAGGAGCUGGAGACAAUGGAAACCGAAGCUGGCCCGAGCACCGCGCCAACGAGGGCCAGUAAGAGAAGCAAGGCAAGCAAUGCAGUAUCUGAAAACGCCACAGCUCAGUUGCAGACUCCAGAUCCGACACAGCAGACACCCCAAGGGUCAUUGGACGUUGACGCACUGAACGAGGGCAAUGAAGAUGGCAUCGUAGAUGCGAUCGGAAGUGCUUUUGGUGAAGGAAACGGCGACGAUCCUUUGGAUGAAAAUUUCGUCAUUCCCAAGAAGCGUGGCCGCCCGCCCAAGAAACGCGAACCAGUCCAUGUUUCCGAAGAGGAUCUUGACAUCGAGCAAGAGAUUGAAGCAGAAAUCAACGAAGAAGUUCAAAACUGGGAAAAGGUUUUCACAGAAUUCACCGACAACGACAAUCACGAAGUUCUCAGACGCACUGGCCUCACCGCAAAAGAACUUGCCGAUACCCUCACACCAAAUCGUAACGUCAGCACUUUACCCGACAUAGGCGAGGACGAGUUUGAAGACGACCCAGAUGUUGCCAAUUGCAUCCUUAACCCCAUCGAAGUCCGUCUAAAGGAGCGCGUCUGGCUUACACAAAACGAGGACUGGCUGCGCGAACAACAAGCUAAGCUAUUGGCAGCAGAGCUGGAGGCUGCUCUGGACAAACCAAAGAAACCGAAGCAGAAACGCAAACACCACCAGAUGGGGGAUGGCAGCGUGCUUGAAGGUCAGCCUGCUGCCAGUGCGGCUGACGCUGCGCACAAGAUGUUGAAAAAGCGCGCCAAGGGGUUCAGUAACCAUAUCAACUACGAUAGGCUCAAGGAGCUGUUUCCCGGUGGAAACACAGAUGCUGCAAGCACGCCAUCGGGUAGUGGGCUGGGUGCGAGUCCUAUACCAAGCCAGACUACCACUCCACUUGCGCACGCGCCCGUUAAUAAGCCUGCGGAAGAAGAGGAAGAGGAACAAGAAGAACAAGAAGAGUAUGUGGUGGAGGCACCGGAAGAAGAAGAGUUUGAUGAUCCAGCGCAGUACAGAGACGAUGAGGAUGAAGGAUUUGGCGACGACAACUACGACGAUUACUGAACAUUGAAGAGCUCAAGAUGUGGUCUGGGUGACGGUAAUAAGCACUUGAACAUUGUACAGUCCUGGUGUCAGAGCCUAGGACGGCGUUUGUAUUGGGGAUUGCAUCGGUUUAGAUACCCCGCUUCGAAGCGUAAGCGUAGCAUAUUCAAUGGAGUUUGUGUAUCUUCUCUUUAAUACGACGCCCAAUGCAAAGUUCCCAGACGGGAUUAACAUAGGGCUAGGAGACGAC